Messenger RNA from Nannospalax galili (Upper Galilee mountains blind mole rat), 10147 nucleotides. RefSeq names its product bromodomain and WD repeat domain containing 1 (gene Brwd1). Bases 146 to 6913 code for a protein of 2255 amino acids. Gene Ontology annotation, cellular component: nucleus. The record is from RefSeq and is a predicted model, not a curated record. The transcript has 41 exons. Gene Ontology annotation, biological process: cytoskeleton organization; regulation of transcription by RNA polymerase II; regulation of cell shape. Gene Ontology annotation, molecular function: protein binding. NCBI's taxonomy places the organism in Eukaryota, Metazoa, Chordata, Mammalia, Rodentia, Spalacidae.
CGCUACUUCCGUCCGCGGACGCGUCGGCGCGGGCGGCGCGCACGGCAUGGCGGCGGCGCGCGCCUAAGGAGAGGGGACGCCAGUCUGGUCAGGCCUCGGCGCGGCCUACACGCUCCGCUGACCCGCUCCCGCCCCGCGUCUCGCCAUGGCCGAGCCCUCGCCCGCCCGCCGUCCGGUGCCGCUUAUCGAGUCGGAGCUCUACUUCCUCAUCGCCCGCUACCUCUCGGCCGGCCCGUGCCGCCGAGCGGCGCAGGUGCUGGUGCAGGAGCUGGAGCAGUACCAGCUGUUGCCGAAGAGGCUGGACUGGGAGGGCAACGAGCACAGUAGGAGCUACGAGGAAUUGGUCUUGUCCAAUAAGCAUGUGGCUCCUGAUCACCUGUUGCAAAUCUGCCAGCGCAUCGGUCCUAUGUUGGAUAAAGAAAUUCCACCCAGUAUUUCAAGAGUCACUUCUUUGCUUGGUGCAGGAAGGCAGUCUUUGCUACGUACAGCAAAAGACUGCAGGCACACAGUGUGGAAGGGCUCUGCCUUUGCCGCUCUUCACAGAGGAAGACCUCCUGAAAUGCCAGUGAAUUAUGGUUCCCCACCAAAUCUCGUGGAGAUACAUCGAGGAAAACAACUCACAGGGUGUUCCACUUUUAGCACAGCAUUUCCAGGAACUAUGUAUCAGCAUAUAAAAAUGCACAGAAGGAUUCUGGGACAUCUGUCUGCUGUUUACUGUGUAGCGUUUGAUAGGACAGGACAUAGAAUCUUUACAGGUUCAGAUGAUUGUUUGGUGAAGAUUUGGUCAACAUAUAAUGGCCGCCUCUUGUCCACGUUAAGGGGUCAUUCUGCAGAAAUUUCAGACAUGGCAGUAAACUACGAGAACACGAUGAUUGCUGCAGGGAGCUGUGAUAAGAUCAUCCGGGUGUGGUGCUUGAGGACGUGCGCCCCAGUUGCUGUGCUGCAAGGACACACGGGAUCGAUCACGUCUUUACAGUUUAGCCCGAUGGCCAAAGGCCCUCAAAGAUACAUGGUUUCCACUGGUGCUGAUGGGACCGUAUGCUUUUGGCAGUGGGAUUUAGAAUCCCUGAAAUUCAGUCCACGCCCCUUGAAGUUCACGGAAAAGCCUCGGCCAGGCGUUCAAAUGCUGUGCUCUUCUUUUAGUGUUGGUGGUAUGUUCCUAGCUACGGGUAGUACUGAUCAUGUAAUCCGAAUGUAUUUUUUGGGUUUUGAAGCACCCGAAAAAAUUGCAGAACUUGAGAGCCACACUGACAAAGUUGAUAGUAUCCAGUUUUGUAACAAUGGUGACCGGUUCCUCAGUGGUAGCAGAGAUGGAACAGCACGAAUUUGGAGAUUUGAGCAGUUAGAAUGGAGAAGCAUUUUAUUGGAUAUGACUACCAGAAUCUCAGGAGACUUGUCUUCAGAAGAGGAAAGGUUUAUGAAACCCAAAGUUACGAUGAUAGCUUGGAAUCAAAAUGAUAGCAUUGUCGUCACUGCUGUAAAUGAUCAUGUCCUCAAAGUAUGGAGUUCUUACACUGGACAACUGCUUCAUAAUUUACUGGGACAUGCUGAUGAAGUGUUUGUUUUGGAGACACAUCCCUUUGAUUCCAGAAUUAUGCUAUCUGCAGGACAUGAUGGAAGCAUUUUUAUAUGGGACAUUACAAAAGGCACUAAGAUGAAACAUUAUUUUAAUAUGAUCGAAGGACAAGGACAUGGAGCUGUGUUUGACUGUAAGUUUUCACAGGAUGGACAGCAUUUUGCCUGUACAGAUUCUCAUGGGCACCUUCUGAUAUUUGGUUUUGGAUGCAGCAAACCAUACGAAAAGAUUCCAGAUCAGAUGUUUUUUCAUACUGACUAUCGACCACUGAUUAGAGACUCCAAUAACUAUGUCUUAGAUGAACAGACCCAACAGGCACCUCAUCUUAUGCCACCACCGUUCUUGGUAGAUGUCGAUGGAAAUCCUCAUCCAACUAAGUAUCAGAGAUUAGUGCCAGGUCGAGAAAAUUCUGCAGAUGAGCAUUUGGUCCCACAGCUGGGCUAUGUUGCCACAAGUGACGGAGAGGUAAUUGAGCAGAUUAUAAGCCUACAGACCAAUGACAGUGGAGAAGGAAGUCCAGAGUCCAACAUUCUAGAUGGGAUGAUUCGACAGCUGCAGCUGCAGCAAGACCAGAGCAUGGGAGCAGGUCAGGACGCCACUCCAAGUGGGCUUUCAAACGGGGAAGAGACACCUCGGAGGCGGGGUUUUAGAAGACUGAGUUUAGACAUUCAGUCUCCUCCCAACAUUGGUCUGCGUCGCAGCGGGCAGGUUGAAGGUGUUCGUCAAAUGCAUCAAAAUGCUCCACGGAGUCAGAUUGCUACAGAACGUGACCUGCAGGCUUGGAAAAGAAGAGUGGUUGUACCAGAGGUGCCACUAGGCAUAUUUAGGAAGUUGGAAGACUUUCGAAUAGAGAGGGGUGAAGAGGAGAGAAAUCUUUAUAUAAUCGGAAGGAAAAAGACUUUUCAGCUCUCACAAAAGUCAAAUUCGGUGGUUUUGGUGUCACAGUCUAGACAACGGACGUGUAGACGUAAAUAUCCAAAUUACAGGAGAAGAAAUACUGGCCGGUGUGAAUUAUCUUCUGGAGAUGAAUCGUCAGGUUCUGUAAGACACGAGACAUCCUGUGAUCAGAGUGAAGGCUCUUGUUCUUCAGAGGAUGAUGAAUGGAAAAGUGAUAGAAAAAGUGAAAGUUACAGCGAAAGUUCAAGUGACUCUUCCUCUCGGUACUCUGAUUGGACAGCUGACACAGGAAUCAACUUGCAGCCUCCUUUACGAAUGUCAUACCGUCGACGAGUAACACGCUUCUGUAGUAGUUCAGAGGAUGAAAUGUCUACUGAGAACUUGUCUCCUCCAAAGAGAAGAUGGAAAAGAAGGAAAGAAAGUCAGCCUAAAAAGGAGAAUUUGCGAAGGAUAACUCCUGUGGAGCUUGCAGAUGUGGAGCAGUUAUAUGAAUUUCAUCCUCCUGUUUGGAUAACUGACACUACACUUCGAAAGUCUCCCUUUGUUCCUCAGAUGGGUGAUGAGGUAAUCUAUUUUCGUCAGGGCCAUGAAGCUUACAUUGAAGCUGUUAGAAGAAAUAACAUUUAUGAACUGAACCCUCACAAGGAGCCAUGGAGAAAAAUGGAUCUUAGGGAUCAAGAAUUGGUCAAAAUAGUUGGAAUACGGUAUGAGGUUGGGCCACCUACACUCUGCUGCCUUAAACUGGCAUUUAUAGACCCGGCAACUGGAAGACUUACAGAUAGAUCUUUCUCCAUUAGAUACCACGACAUGCCAGAUGUUAUCGACUUUCUUGUGUUGCGUCAGUUUUACGAUGAAGCAAGACAGAGAAAUUGGCAGCCUUGUGACAGAUUUCGAUCUAUUAUUGAUGAUGCCUGGUGGUUUGGAACGGUGUUAAAUCAAGAGCCUUACCAGCCACAGUAUCCUGACAGCCAUUUCCAGUGCUACAUUGUUAGGUGGGACAAUACUGAAAUUGAAAAACUAAGCCCAUGGGACAUGGAGCCAAUUCCAGACAAUGAAAUGGGAUUUAUAGUUGAUCCACCAGAAGAAUUGGGAGCAAGUAUUUCUGUCACAUCAGAUGAGCUAGAGAAGUUGCUUUACAAACCGCAAGAUGGUGAAUGGGGCCAGAAAUCAAGGGAUGAAGAAUGUGACCGCAUUGUCAGUGGCAUAGAUCAGCUUUUAAAUCUCGAUAUGGCAGCAGCCUUUGCAGGCCCUGUGGAUCUGUGCACCUAUCCAAAGUACUGUACUGUUGUGGCUUACCCAACUGAUCUGUACACAAUUCGAAUGAGGCUUGUUAAUCGAUUUUACAGGAGAUUAUCUGCAUUAAUUUGGGAAGUUCGGUAUAUAGAACACAAUGCAAGAACAUUUAAUGAACCUGAAAGUGUAAUUGCAAGAUCAGCAAAAAAAAUAACUGACCAGCUUCUCAAGUUUAUUAAGAAUCAAGAUUGUAUAAACAUCUCAGAAUUGUCUAACACAUCAGAAAAUGAUGAGCGAAAUGCUGAUGAUUUGGAUGAUAGUGAUCUUCCCAAAACAUCUUCUGGGAGAAAGAGAGUCCAUGAUUGGAAAAAAAGGAGCAGCAAAGCUACCAGCUGUGUUGAAAGCAACUGGAAGAGACAGUGUAAGGAACUAGUGAACUUAAUUUUUCAGUGUGAAGAUUCUGAGCCAUUUAGACAACCUGUUGAUUUGGUUGAAUAUCCAGAUUACAGAGACAUUAUAGACACGCCAAUGGAUUUUGGAACAGUAAGAGAAACUCUAGAAGCUGGUAAUUAUGACAGCCCUUUGGAAUUUUGCAAAGACAUCCGAUUGAUAUUCAGCAAUGCAAAAGCAUAUACACCCAACAAAAGAUCAAAGAUUUACAGUAUGACUUUGAGAUUGUCUGCUUUAUUUGAAGAAAAAAUGAAGAAAAUCUCCUCUGAUUUUAAAAUUGGUCAAAAAUUCAAGGAAAAACUUCGACGAAGCCAAAGAUUCAAGCAGCGGCAAAAUUGUGAUGGUGGUGGGCAAGCUAAGAAAUGUAUAAGAAACAUCAAGCAGAAGCAGCUAAAAUCUCAGAUGAAAGCAGUACCAGAGGUGGUAUGUUCUCCUCCCCAGUCUACCUCAAGUAGGGCACCUUUUUCUGCAACCCACAAGAUGAGUGUUGGCGUCCCUUCAUGUUUUACCUCUGGAGACUCUUCAGAUUCAGGAUCAUUAGAAAGAACGAGAAGAAGCAGAACUAUAACUCUAAGAAGUGGUUCUGUGCUAUCUGAAAGUGACAUGGAAGAUUCCAUAGCUACCUCUGCAGCCUCUUCAGCUUCAGACAGUUCAGAGGAAAGCAGUGAGAGCUGCAGAGCACCUGACUCCUUUCAGAGUGGUCUGUUCUGUAACAGCGGUCUCAGGGUGACCAGAACUAGAGCUGCUCAGCGGAAAACUGGUUCUGUUUCUUUAGAAAAUGGAUAUGGCAGAAAAGCCACUCGAAAGAGAGUCUGCUUAAGCGAUUCUGAUAACAAUUCAUUGGAAGCAGAUGGUAGUGUGAAAGCCAAAGCAGCAAGUAACCGGAAAGCCCUACGGAAGUGUGCUGCUGUGGCUGCCAGUAAGAUCAAGUUAAUGAGUGACGCAGAAGAACAGUCAAGCUCUGACAGUGCGUGUUCUGGUCGGAAGCUGCCUCAUCGCAAUGCCUCAGCUGUAGCUAGGAAAAAGCUACUACACAAUUCUGAAGAGGAUGAUCAGAGCCUCAAGUCAGAGAUCGAAGAAGGAAAAGACCAGAUCCAACCACUGUCACUGUCCAGUUCUCUUGCUGUGGUGCAGCAUACCCUCAGUGGCUCUGAAAACAGAGAUUCAGAGUCAGAAAGUGACUUGCGAGUUGCCCGUAAAAAUUGGCAUGCUAAUGGUUGUAAGUCCCAUACUACAGCAGCUUGUAAAACAAAGUUUCUUAAAAUUGACUCUUCUGCGGAAGACUCUGAAAGUCAUGAUUCAGACACUAGACAGAACACACCUGCUGGCCCCUCCGCAUCUGCACAGAGAGCUAAGGCAGAGAGCUCAUCAGAGGAAGAGGACUCAGAGCCACAAGACAAUACAUUUCGCAAGAAUGCAAAUUUCUUUAAGAAAGCAAAGAUCUUGAGUGAUUCAGAGGACUCUGAAGAGCCAGAUAGAGAGGAUGGGAGCUGUCACAAAGGGGAAGGAAGCCCAGGCUCAGGAAGCUUGAAGUGUGAGCCUGUUGCUGUUCCUCAUUGCUUGACAGAUCAUGUAUCUGAAACUGACUUGGAUUCAGAUGAUGUCAUAACAGAAGAAAAAAUGCACUUCAUGAAAGAUUCUACAUCUCAAGAGAGCGGACAAAGCAGAAAGGCUUCCAGGAAGAGGGUGUGUCCCAGUGACUCAGAAAGUGGCUCACAGGGGGUUAAGUCAUCACAGGACAGGAUCACACAGAGCAGUUCAGGCAUGGCUGCCAGGAAAGUCAAGCUCAGGAGCAAUGCAGAAGAUGUCAGUACAGAGAGUGUCUGCACACGAAGCAGAGGUGGAAGGAGAAAGCCCCUCCGCUCUUGUACCACAGCUAAGAAGAUGCUGACUGAAGGUGGGAAGCACACAGACCAUGAAAUGCCAAAUGAUGAGCCUGCCGGUGAAGGUCAGCUUCUUGGGCCCGAGUCACAAGGCAUUAGUCAGCCUGCAGACGGAGACUCAGGUUCUGAGGGCGUGUCCCAUUUAGGGCACAAGGACAGCCGCAUCAGUAGUCACAGCGUAAAUGCACUUUCUAAAACCAGGAGCUCCUCUGUUGGGUCUUCACAAGAAGAUUCCAAAAGCCAUGGUUUAGGGAGUGAGAUUAGUAGCUUUUCUUCUGAGUCAAUUUUGGCACAAAAUGCUACGGUUGAGAAUAGCUUUGAAGAGGAAUUGAAUUACGGACUGCGUAGGUGGAAUGGCAGAAGGCUCAGGACAUAUGGAAAAGCUCCUUUCAGUAAGACGACACAGGUGAUUCCUGAUCUCCAGACGGCAGAGGUGGAAGUUAAAAGGAAAAGACUGCAUCCUGAGUUGGAAAAUGUGAAAAUGCCUGAGACCAGUGGGGGUUCAAGGUGUGGACCUGACACCAGUCCCAAAUCCUCAGACUUGGGGUCAGUAACUGAGUCAGAUGUUGACUGUUCUGAUAACACAAAAAUCAAGAGGAGGAAAACCAAAGGAAAAGCGAAAGUAGUUAGAAAAGGUAAAACUUUUACAACUAACAUAUCUAAAACGGUGAGGCAUCAAAGACAAAGUAAGCGUCCUAGGUUGGAUGUGUGCGAUGACGACUGGGAGGACUUGGACUAUGCAAAAUCUAAGAGAGUUGUUCGGCGCUCAAAAAUCAAAACGAGAAAUCAGGGUAGAAGGACUGUGAGGUACCAUGAUGGGGACGAAGAGCGCGGCAUAGAGAGUGUGUUAGAGCUUAGUGACCGUACCUCGUGACCCCAAGGGAGCCAGUGUGUCUGAAUAGCAGGUGGACUGCGGUUCAUCAGAAGGCUGGCUGAUAAAAUUAUUUUUUCGUCUUAUAAAUUCAGGGAAUAGAUUUAUAUUUUUCUAUGAAAAGUUAUGAAUGUGAGUAAAUCAUGACUGUUAUUUUUAUUUGCACUUGCUGGUUUUUGAAGCAGCAUUCAGCACAGGUGCCAAAAUAUGCUUCAUUUUGGGGGCAGAUCUACUUUGACAGUAUUUAACAACACAUAGCAAGCUUGAGACUCAAACACUAGGAAUCUUGGUUACCCAAACCAAUGAGCAUUACUUUUAUAGUAGCAAGUUGUUUCUUCAGUUUGUCCAGAGGUCGUGGUUCCUAAACCUUCUUGUAGAGAAGAGUAAUUCACAUGACCUGUGUUUACAAACUAUUCAUAAAUAUUAUGUGCAUUCUGACAUGGUAAUCAUGGGAAGUCAACCAUGAUUAGUAGGCAAGGUACCUACCACUUUUUUUUAAAUCCCUUUCCCUGGAGACUUGAGUGGAAUACAUUAUGCCAUGUUUGGUCAUUUUUAUUGGUUUUUUUUUUUUUUUUUUUUUUUUUUUCAGAUUCUGUUGGGUCUUAUUCUUUUAAGGAAAACCUGAUCACUUUUAUUUUAUAAACUUGAAUAUAUAAAGUGCUGGUAAAUUAUUUUCAGUGUUUUGAGUGCAUAUUUUAAAAACUCUAAGUCGAGUGUAUAGUCCUAGUAUUUUCAUUGAGAUUGCACAGCAACAAAAUGUUAUAUAGUCUGCCCUUUGCCCAAGAUCUACUUUUCAUGAGGAUUUACCAAAUCUUGCUCAUCCAUAAUCUUACUCUGAAGUAGAGAAGUGUGCCUUAGAUUUAGGGAAGUGUUUAGUAGCGUGUACAGGGCUAAAAGAGUAUUUAAAUUACCUCUAGAUAGCCUUCUGUAUUAAAAUGAGAGCUGAGUUGUUCUAGGACUGCAGUAGCAAUCUUACCUAUAUAGGAAGACAGUUCAGUGUCACACUCCAUCUCUCUGAGCUUACUGCUGCCAGGUGCAAUCCUAAGCAUCCUCUGCUGGGACAGCUUAGUGUACUUUACUAGUUAUGUCUAACAGAAGAAACCGUUGUGUACGAUGGGAAAAUGAUUUCAAAAUCCAUUUGAAGUGGAAUGCAUGUCACCCCAGGUACCAUAUUGCACUUGUUUUCGAGCCAGAAACCUUUCCUUGACGAUUUUAUUUUAUGCCAAACUGUGUAGCUGGAUGUUCCCAGCAUCUUAUCCCUGAAAUGGUUUACAUGAUAAAAGGGUGUGUUGCAGGCUUCACACUUUUGAGUUCCUUUUGGCCUUAGCUGUAUUUGGUUUCAGACACAAGCAGCCCUUUUCUGCUGUUUCCUUGAGGUGGCAGAUGAAGAAAAGCAUCUGACUCAUAAUGUUAGCGUUCCUGAGUUUUCUGCCUUGUUUUUAAAGAGCCGCCUGUGUCAUUUGCCAUGCAUGAUAGGAGUGCUCUAUCUUUCUGUUCUAAUGCAGGGGUAGGAUGAUUGUGGACAGUCCCAGCUGUGGUUUGUGGGGCACCUAUGUUGUUUGGUUUGAAGAACUCUCACCACACAGUGGAAGUUACGGUAGUCUUACUUGGAGCUCUUGAUAAAUGUGUGGUAGACAGAUUGGCUCAGGACAGUUGUCUUUGACUACUGAUCUGAAGUUCAUCAGAUACCUGUUAAGUUUCUGAUUUUCAGAAUUGGUGAUAGUUGUCAGGCUAUUUAUUUCAAUCCUUUCAGGGUUAUAGCUCCAUGUUUUCCAUUGUCUGCAAAAAGGUACCAAAAAUCCAUAAAUUCAUACAAAGCAUACUCAUAAGUACAUAAAUUCUUUUAGUAAGGUACUAUUUUGACAAUUUGGAUUUCAUCGGUAGAACUAUUCUCAUUUUUGGACUGAAGUAACUAGUCAUCAAUUGACUAGAAGUUAUUUUUUGUUCAAAAUGGUUUUAGACCCUUGUGUAGAAGCAGGAUUUUGGUUUAUCAGGUUAGGUUUCUUCAGAAAAGAGCAAGAAUGGGCCUGGUCACCUUAGCAGUGUGAUUGACAAUGGUGGUUUCUCAAUUUGUGAAGUAAAACUAAGGGCUUAUAAGAAAGUUUUUUUGUGUGUGUUUUGUUUUUUUCUUAUGGUGCUAUUUCUAACAUUAACUUUGAACAUAUGACAUACUCCCUAAGUACCUUUAAGGAUAAUUAAUAGUUAAAAUGUUUACAUUGAGCACUAGGUGUUUUGACUUUUUUUCUAUUUUAUGCGAAAUGCGCAGGGAUUUAAUGCACAGAUGUACUUUAAUGUUUAGGAUCAGUUGGUAGGAUCAGUCAGGGUUUUUUUUUUUGUUUGUAACUUUUUUUUUUUAAGAAAAAGUAAAUGUGAACUGGUCCAGAAAUAAGUGCUGCAGCUUCCCAUUGCACUUGACGUAUGAAAACGUGACUCCAUGGCCCCUCUAGUUUUGUAUGUCCAAAGUUCUAUGAUUUUAUUCCUUUAUUUUUUUUAAAGGUUAUGCAAUGUUCAGGUUUGAUUUUUUUCCCUUCUUUUGAAAGAUUAAUAUUACCAAGCAUAUUAAGAAAAAAAACUCAAACAUUUAAAAUGAAUUUUUUCCUAUAUCUUAUUUUCAAAAGGUGUGUUGACAUUGUGUAGUAAUUUAUGAAUAAAAAGAAAAUUUAUCCCAUGUUCAGGUAAUUCCUAGGGUGGUCUUUUUUUAUUUUUUUGGAGUAGAAACCUUCCAACCAAACCCUCUGUUGUUAGUAGAGCCCUUGGGAAGAGAGAUAAGGCAGUCAGGGCCAACUUGUAAGUUACAGCCCAGAGGUUUCUUCUGCAGGCCAGUUACCAAGAGAGGAGAGGAAGUUGGUUCUGAGUGAGACAUGUUUGCUAAAAAGGCACUUCGUGAACUGGAAGUACAAAUGCAAAAGGAGGUUAUAAAAUGGGUCCAUAAAAUACCACCGGCGGGGAUCACUGUCCCUAGGUUAAGAUGUGUUCCUGUGUGCUUGCACUUGUGGGCAAGGUUUUAGGUACAGUCCUUAGUUAAGAAGGCACUGCACACACGACACUCAGUCCCUCUUCUGGGCCUCUUAUUUUUUUAAACUCAUUGUGCUGUAUUAAAAACUAAAUCGGAUCUUAAUCUUCUGUCAGUACAACUUGAAUUUAAUUGUGUCAAUUGAAGCAAAACCUAAGAGGAUUGUAAAUCAGAAGAAUGCAAAAACCAUUAAAGAUGCCCGUGGUGUUUUGUUUUCCUCUCCA